GCAAACAAUACUUGAAGUGUUUUCGUGUUAUUGUGAACACAGACAAUAAUACAUGCAUUCUUAGUAAAAUGUUGAUGAAAAAAAAUACAUGUAUUUAAUGAACAAAAAAAAGUAUUUUUGAACAACGUAUUGCACUUCUGUAAAUGCGAAUGUGUGUGUUGGUGUCACAAGUUAACUAUCCGCAAAUUGACAGCGGACAUGUGGACGCUAGCUCUAGCUAGCUCCGUAUGUAAAUAGGAACUAUGUAUAUGUGGAAAUAACGUGUUCAAUAACGCAAAGUGGUCUUUUCUUAUGUUAAGUAUUUUACGUGAUCAAAACUUUAAUUGAACUACUUCCGAACUUGAAUAGCUAACGUAGCUAGCAAACUUGGCUAACUUAGCUAGCUAAUAGGGUUUGGUGCGUCCUUUUUUGCAAACAUUCAUCCCUGUUUAACAGCAGACAUUAACUACCCCAGGCAAUUUGCCAUAACCAACGUUACAUAUUCUCAUCAGAUUGAAUAUCAAAUUGAACCAUGUUGGCUUGUAAAAGAUUACUGUGCAUUUUAAAGCACAGACAAAUAUGGACGUCGGUCAUGUGGAGAAAUGUCACUAACUGGUCACCAGUGGGAUCUGCCUUCAAUACUAGACCUCACAAAAAAUUUGAGUUGUUUGAGAAAAAUGUGGGUUUGUUUGGAAUGCCAGAGCUGACGUCGCCAGCUGGCUUUGAGAUCGCCACAAAGAGGGUCCUGGAGGAGACAGAUCGACUGGUCAACCAGACCUGCAACAGUCUUCCUGGACCUGAGACUGUGGAAUAUUUUGAUCAACUUUCAGAUGGCUUGUGUAAAGUGGCAGACCUGGCUGACUUUGUAAAAGUGUCCCAUCCAGAUCAAUCCUACCGUGAGGCAGCAGAGAAGACCUGUAUGGAGAUUGGCACUGUAGUAGAAAAGCUGAACACUAAUGUUGAACUUUGCAAUAGUCUAAAGAAUUUGUUGAAGGACCCGGAGGUCUCGUCUAAACUGGACCCAGAUACAAGGACAGUUGCAGAAUUGUUCAUGUUUGACUUUGAGAUCAGUGGAAUUCACCUGGAUGAGAAACUGAGAAAAGAGGCAGUAGCUCUUCAUGUCAAGCUCCUGGAUCUGAACCAUGAAUUUCUGACUGGUUCUCACUUGCCAAACAGAAUAGCAAAGUCAGCCAUACCUGAGAACUUUCACCGUCACUUUGCUAAAGAGGGGACUUUUAUUCAGAUUGGGGGCCUUCAUGCUGAUUCCCCUGACGACAUGGUGCGAGAGAUCGCCUAUAGAAUUUUCCUCUACCCUAAUGCAGUUCUGAUGGAGUGUUUAGAGGAGCUGCUGAAAUGCAGAAACAAACUGGCCAAGCUAUUGGGCUACGAAACGUACGCACACAGGGCCUUGAAAGGUACCAUGGCAAAGACCCCAGAGAACGUGAUGACGUUUCUACAGUUGCUAACAGAAAAACUUUCUGAGAGAACAGCCAAAGACUUGGACAUGAUGAAAGGCAUGAAGACUAAACUCAACCCUCGUAACGCAGAGCUUAUGCCAUGGGACCACCCAUACUUCAGCAGUGUUUUGCGUGCCGAAAGGUUCAACAUUGAGCCCAGCCUGUACAGCCCCUACUUCUCCUUGGGGGGCUGCAUGGAGGGUCUGAACAACCUCUUCACUCAGCUGUACGGGGUCUCCCUCAUGGCGGAACCCCCCAAAGCAGGGGAGGUGUGGUGCGAGGACGUCCGCAAACUGGCUGUGGUCCACGAGACAGAGGGGCUGAUGGGAUAUAUCUACUGUGACUUCCUUCACCGAGCAGAUAAACCUCAUCAGGACUGUCACUUCACCAUCCGCGGUGGGCGGCGCUGCCAGGACAGUGGUCAGUAUCAGCUGCCUGUGGUGGUGCUGAUGCUGAGCCUGCCCCCUCCCACUCGCAGCACCCCCACCCUGCUCACCCCGGGCAUGAUGGAGAACCUGUUCCACGAGAUGGGCCACGCCAUGCACUCCAUGCUGGGCAGAACACGCUACCAGCACGUCACGGGAACCCGAUGUGCCACUGACUUUGCGGAGGUGCCCUCCAUUCUCAUGGAGUACUUUGCCACCGACUACCGCGUCGUGAGCCAGUUCGCCCGCCAUUAUAAAACUGGACAGCCUCUGCCUCAGACCAUGGUGACCCGUCUGCGAGAAUCCAAAAAAGUAUGUGGGGCUGCCGAUACCCAACUACAGGUUUUCUAUUCUGCCUUGGACCAGAUUUACCACGGCAAUCCUCAAAACAGGUCAACAAUCGAUCUCCUAAAGGACAUGCAGCAGAAAUUCUAUGGCCUGCCUUAUAUCCCAAACACGGCGUGGCAGCUGAGAUUCAGCCAUCUGAUUGGCUACGGGGCCAAGUACUACUCUUACCUCAUGUCGCGGGCGGUGGCCUCCAUGCUGUGGAAGCAUUGUUUUGUCCAAGAUCCUCUUAACAGGGACAUGGGAGAGCGCUACCGCAGAGAGAUGCUGGCUCACGGGGGUGCCAAGGAGCCCAUGCUGAUGGUAGAGGGGAUGCUGCAGAAGAGGCCGACAGUGGAGGACUUUGUGGACGCGCUGGUGUCUGAGCUCAACCCUGACUUUGAGACCUUCAUCAUGGACUCCGAGGGCUGACAGAAUUCCGUCCAUGAUUCCUGCUGUAAUUAUCAGGGACCGAGGCUGCAGCUGCUCCUUAAACAAUGUCCUUACUUGCCUAGUGAGGAUGUAAAAGCGCUGGGGUAGGACCUCACCAACCUGUGAACAUGCUAUCAAAGGAAGUGAGCAGUCACCGUGUAACCACAUGUAUAUCCCUUCCAGUGAGACAUUAAUAGAAAUAAAAAAACAAUGCUAAAAUGACUUAUAGAAGCAGGGCUGUAAUUGUUUCUGUCUUAUUUUGAUCCUUCUCCAGUUGAACAUUCUUGUCUGGGCAAGCGAUGUCUUGAAUUGGGAGUGUCAGAGAAGACCCUUCGACUAAUUCCAGUAAAUAGUGUCAACUGCCAUUGAUGCAGUUUUGCAACUGGACCUCUUAAACAAUGGUGGGAAGGCAAAAAAAUAUAUAUAACGUUCUUUUUUGAAGUUAUUUAUUUACAAAUGUAAAAUAUCAAAUGCAUUGUGGAAGUGAAUAGAAUGCAACCACCUAUGCUUCAGUUGCAAAAAAGCAGGCAUACUUACUUGUCAGUCUACAAAAAUAUUGACCUAUUUCCUAUUUUACAAUAUCUACAAACAAUUCAUAUAUCAUACGUUCAAACAUUGUCUUGUUCAGUUUUUGUAUCUAGAUUUUCUACAAGGUGCAUCAUAUCACAGGUAUUUGUUUUUUUUUUUACAUGUUUUUCUUAGGACCUUUAUAAGGGCAUAUCAAUUGUAAACUUGAAACAACUGCUUCAUGAAACGUCAACUGCCAUGUUCUGUACGUAAAACAGUUUACAGUCACGUGAGCGAGUGCACGACAUUCUCAAGUCCAAUAUGAGGAACUACUUCUAGUCACAUUUGUCCCUCAAAAGUUAGUCAACGCGUCUCAUUCAUUGUUUGAACUUCAAAAGUCAACCUCUCGACCAGCAGGCUCACAUUGUGCAUAGUUUGUCUUUCCUUUAUUCUUUCAGUCUCCUCCCUGAUGCUUUUGUUUGCCUUUAUGUACAUAGUCUCUUCAGAUGUGUGAUAGGCUGUGGAUCACAA
Hypomesus transpacificus is the source of this 3655-nucleotide messenger RNA. RefSeq names its product mitochondrial intermediate peptidase-like. Gene Ontology annotation, molecular function: metalloendopeptidase activity. The transcript has 20 exons. Lineage: Eukaryota; Metazoa; Chordata; Actinopteri; Osmeriformes; Osmeridae. The record is from RefSeq and is a predicted model, not a curated record. Bases 512 to 2617 code for a protein of 701 amino acids. Gene Ontology annotation, biological process: peptide metabolic process. Gene Ontology annotation, cellular component: mitochondrion.